Leptomonas pyrrhocoris is the source of this 4150-nucleotide messenger RNA. RefSeq lists its product as hypothetical. Lineage: Eukaryota; Euglenozoa; Kinetoplastea; Trypanosomatida; Trypanosomatidae. Bases 752 to 4150 code for a protein of 1132 amino acids. Gene Ontology annotation, biological process: chloride transmembrane transport. The transcript has a single exon. Gene Ontology annotation, molecular function: chloride channel activity. The record is from RefSeq and is a predicted model, not a curated record.
AGUAGCCACAACAUAGCUGAUUAUUACUAUUACUUCUUGAAAGCACGUUGCGGUACAGCUAACGUCGUCAACUGCUGCUGCAGAUACUCAAACCGUUCAAUACAAAGCGCCGUGAUCCAUGAGUUAGAUAUCACCCUCACCCAUCACACACCGUAGUUCGACUACACACACUUGUCUUCCUUUGUUUGCUCUGUAGUACUACUAUUAUUAUCUUUCCGUUGAGAAACCCUGGCACUCCAAGACGAAGAAGCUGCACUAUAAACACCCUUUGCAAAUACACCUCCCCAUACAACUACAACCACCUGUGAUUUUCUUAAAUCACGCCUUGUCUGUUUGUUUGUUUUUCUCCUUUUGAAUUCUUCGUUCUUUGCUGCACGCGGUGUGCGCUGCGUAUACAUCAACAUUUUUGUUUGUCCUGUUGUGUUGCUCUUUGAUUCGUCUCUCUCUCUCCUACCCUUCUCGACUUCUCUUGUAUCUCUUCUCACUAUUAUUAUUAUUAUUAUUAUUCAUCCCUGCCGUGUCCCGCGCUGGGGUACAGCGCAAAAAAAAAAUAAGCUGUUCUGCGGUUGUGUCGUACGGUCGAUGAGUGGCAACGGAGCGGCUACGUAGCUGUGGCACGUCUUUCUCAUUUUUUAUUAUUAUUAUAUAUAUUUCUAGCCUUCGCGGUGCCGCCGCGCACGCUCCGCAUUCUUCUUUCUCGGAGUUUGGUGAAGACCAAAAGCAGAAGAGAAAACCCCGACAAGAGUCGAAAAUGAAGCCGUCAAAAACAGUCGCUGCAACGGCACCGUCGCGGCGUCGCAUCAACGCGUUCAGCGACGUCGACAUCAAGAAGCCGAAGGGUGCCACCGUCCACGUCGACCCCCCGCGGCCACCGCGGCAGCACUCUCACGCGUUGAAGCAACUUCCCCUUCUCACAAAAUCGAACUCGGCCGCCGUCGUCGACGGAAAGCAGCAAGAGGCAGAGCAGCAGCGGCAACAACGCGUGCCCCCGCUCACGGGGGCCGUCGCCACGGAUGUCCCGCGAUUGAUCGCACCGCGGCCUUCUGGUAAUGGCCCCAGCGAGGGCGAGCUUUCCCCUUCCUCCGCACCAAGCACAACGGCGAUGCGUCACAACGAAGGACGGGGCAGCUCGGCCGAUGCCGCGGUGGCGAAACGGUCGGUGUCCAUUCAAGAGCCGCCCAGCGCACAGCGGAAAACACAGAGUUUCAUGACACGUGCGGAACAGGAGGAGAUGCGCAUGCGUGAAAUCAAGCGGCUAAACAAGGUAGAACAAGAGAAGGCGCAACCGAGGAAGGCGACGAACGCGGCGGAGAUUGCCGCGGCAGCAGCCGAUGCCCGCCAGCAACUCGGUCAGCCAACCUACGUGGCGAUCACAGCGCAGAAGACGUCCGCGGAGGCCCAGUACGAGGCGGCGCAUCAUUACACGCACCUCGUGGCGGAUCUGCAUCAGCGCCUCGGAAUCCUACCAGCACCGCAGCCGCAGACGCAACGGACGCCAGAGGAGAACGGCGAAGCGACCGCAGCGGCGCAGCGUCGGCUCGCACCGCCCGCCAACGUGGUGGAGAACGUGGCCGACAAGGUGCUCGCGCUGCGGCGGGCGGAGAUGGCAGAGAUGGUGGCCCGCCUGCGGCGCCUCCUCGCAGAGAGCAACGUAACGUCGACGGCGGGCGAGAUUCCGAUUAUUCCGGCCGGCGACCUCACCGGCACUCCGUGUCCCGCGUGCGACUUCUGCAUUGAUAUGACCUCGGAGGAGACGAUUCGGACGUAUCUCGUACCCGUGCUGCAGGCGCUGGCCGCGGAGCGAGUCGUGAUGCCGAUGGCGGGGCGGCGCGGCAGCGUUUCCGUGACGAGCGCCGCGGCCUCGUACGGCGCGACCACGUUAGACUCCUUUCGCGUGCACAGCAGCCGGAAGGCGAACCACUCGGUGGGGAGUGGGCAUCGCGAAGGAUCCACCGGCGGCUCUCCACCGCAACAGCAGCAGCAGCAGCAGCUGGCGGUGGUGGGGGAGUCGCCGGAGCCGUCGCGCUACGCCGUUCCUCGUUGUUUCCGCCUCGAGCUUGUCCCGUUUGGCCUCCGCCGCGUCGCCCUCCACGUCUCCGUCCACGCGUACUUGACGGAGCACUUUUACAAGGCCCACGCACAGCGGCAGGAACGCCUCUUCUCCCUUGCCCUCGACCCGCCCUACCCGGAGAACUGGGAGGCGUGGACGGCGGCGGACCGGACACGGCUGCUCUAUCACGUGCUGGACGAUCUUCUGCACGGCGGCCCGCACCCGCCCGUGCCGUCCGCCACGGAGGACAUCGUUCUCUUCCCAGCACACAUCGACGCCACGCGCGAUGCGCUCUGGAAGAGCGUGUGGACGUUGCGCUCGCUGACGCAGCUGCUGACGGUGCCGGAGGACGCCAUUGCGAGUUACUUGGGCCCCGAGGUGAUGUUUUACUACGCGUGGAUGAACCACUACGCUCGCUGGUUGCUCGGCGCAGGCGUGUUGGGCGUUGUCGUAUCGCUGCUGAGCUCUGUGCGGCUUGUCGACCCGGUCGUGUUGUCUGGUGCGUACGCAGCGCCCACCUCAACCUUCACGGCUGUGCACUUCACCAUUCGCCGCUACCUGCAGCACGGUCUCGACGCCACCCUUCUCCCGCUUUUCAUCAUUGCCAUGAUUAUUGGCAGUGUGCUGUGCAUCAAGACGUGGGAGCGGCGGUGCAGCUUCCUGACCAUGCAGUACCACCUCUUCCAGCAGGAGGGCCGCGACGAGCCACGCCGCGACUUCCACGGCACCCCGGGCCGCAACCCGGUCACCGGAGAACCGCAGCUGAUCUACCCUGCGUGGUACCGCGCAGCCGUGCUGCAACCUCUGGCCUGGGCGAUUGUGUUUCUCUUCAUGGCCGGCACCAUCGCGGUGAUGGUGUGCUCGCUGAACCUCGAUGGCAUGGUGGGUGACCCGUCCAGUCGUCUCGCCAUUUCUCUCCUUCGGCAGUACACCAUCAACGGCAACGUCCUCGACGCCGCGGUGCACCCAUACAUGGCGAUGCUGCCCCGCAUCGGCUACUCCGUCUGCAUCGCGGUGCUGAGCUUUCUGUUUACGGAGCUCGCGACGUGGCUGACACGGAUGGAGAACUACCGCUACCGCGGUGAGUACGUUCGCGCCCUCACGCUGAAGCGGGUCGCCUUUGAAUUUGUCAACUCCUACGCGAAGCUCAUCUUCGUUGCAUUCGGCCGCUGCAGCCUACCGGAGCUGGCUUCGAAUCUGCAGUCCAUUCUGUACGUGGCCGUGCUGAGUCGUUUGGUGACCGACACAGUUCUCCCGUUCUUUGUCACGCAUCGUCGACGUGUCGCGCGCCGCAUCGUGCAGCACCAUGAGGCGACGAGGGAGGAGAGGAAAGAGGCGGGCAGUGCCGACAAGAACCCGCUAUCCUCUGCAUUAGCCGCAACAACAGCUAUAGCAGCGGCGGCGGCAGCAACAGCCACAACGGAGACGCUGCCGUCCGCCGCGCCGGCGACGCACGGUGGCGACGCCGCAUCUCCGCUGGACGAGGUGGAUGAAAUGUUGGAUCCCUACGACGUCUACGUGGACUUCGUUGAGAUGAUUAUUCAGUUCGGCUACAUCCUGCUCUUCGCCGCCGCCUACCCUCUCGCCUCCUUCGUCGCGCUGCUGUCGAACAUCGUCGAGGUGCGCUCUGACCUAUUCAAGAUGUGCUACGUCGUCCGACGGCCGGUUCCGCGGCUGGGGCUGCAAGAGAACGCGACGUGGUGUGGCGUCAUGCGUGUGUUUGCGAUGGCGGCUGUUAUCACGAACACGUUUCUGCUGGCGUUCACCUCACAUCAGAUGGCGCGGUGGUUCCCUGCGUACUUCGCGACGAGCAGCACGCCCAUCGCCCUCCCGCUCGGCUCGAUGAACGACAUCGCGCGGGUGAACGACGCCACGACGAGUGCGGCGAGUAUGGCCAGUUUGGCGAACAACGCAAGCGUCACACAAGUUGCCUUUGACAUGAUUCCCGGCAGCGGUCGCAUUGUGGUGUUCUAUGCCGUGGUGAUGGAGCACGUAAUGGGGCUGGCGGCGGUGUUCCUGCUCUGGCGCAUCCCCUCCACCCCACGGGCCGUGCGCCAUUACAAGGAGCGCAGGCUGUACGAGCGCAUGUCCCGCUGCUAA